CCUCCUCCUCUGUCUCCUGCAGCACACACAGGCUGUGUCAUCACUGGUCAGCGCGGGUUCACUCUCUGGAGACAUCAGCGUGCCACCAUCCGGAGAGCGCGCGCUCCAACGGCAGCCACGGAUCCCCGGAGGACCGGAGAGGAAGAGGAGGAAGAGGAUGAUGAUGGUGGUGGUGGAGGUGGUGGUGAGGAGCGCGUGACGCCGUCGUGUUUCUGAGACUUUUGGAUUUACUCUGAUGGAUGUCACGGAUGAUUGUCGUGGGUCUUCCUGAGGGACACACACGGAGACAUGGGGGACCGGCACCGGCGGAGACUCGGCAGCCUCACCAAGUCCCGGGUCUCCAAGGAGACGAAGCUCCGGCUGCGCGUGGUCUUCCUGGAUGACAGCGAGCGCACGUUCGAGGUGGAGCAAAAGGUUUUAGGCGGCGACUUCUUCAACAAAGUGUGUGGUCAUCUGAAGCUGCUGGAGAAGGAGUACUUUGGGCUGGAGUUCAGACACCACGGUGGCAACUACGUGUGGUUGGAGCUGCUGAAGCCGCUCGCCAAACAGAUUAAAUACACCAACGAUCUGUUCUUCAGGUUUAUAGUGAAGUUCUUUCCACCAGAUCCUGGACAACUAAAGAGAGGCCUCACCAGAUAUCUGUUUGCCUUACAGAUAAAGCAGGACUUGUCUAAUGGCAGUCUGACAUGUAACGACAACAGCGCCGCCCUGCUGGUCUCUCACAUACUGCAGUCAGAGCUAGGGGACUAUGACGAGGAGCUGGACGGUCACCAUUUAGAGAUGAAGCAGUACGUCCCCAACCAGGAAUAUCUAGACCACAAGAUCAUCAAGUUUCACAAGAGGCACAGGGGUGUUUCCCCAGGAGACUCCGACAUCCACCUGCUGGAGGUGGCGAGGAAGCUGGACAUGUACGGCAUCAGGCCUCACCCCGCCCAUGACGGAGAGGGAAUGAGGAUCAACCUGGCUGUCACACACUCUGGAGUACUGGUCUUUCAGGGCAACACCAAAAUCAACACGUUCAGCUGGGCGAAGAUCCGCAAGCUGAGCUUCAAGCGCAAACAUUUCCUCAUAAAGCUACACGACAAAGUUGGGCCUUCAUGUAAGGACACACUGGAGUUCUCCAUGGCCAGUCGAGAUGUGUGUAAAUCCUUCUGGAAGACGUGUGUGGAGUACCACGCCUUCUUCAGACUGGCCGAGGAACCGAAGACAAUACACAAAACGCUGCUGUCCUGUAAAGGCUCCAGCUUUAGAUACAGUGGACGUACACAGAAGCAGCUGCUGGAGUGUAUGGGAUCAGGGGAGAAGAAGCCUUCACACUUUGAGAGGACUUACUGUCAGUCAGACUAUGAUCCCCGACAGUGUCGCUCCUCUCCUGAUCUCCUCACGGACGUCUCCAAACAGAUGUACGAGCACUCCCGUCCGUUCACCCAGUCGGGUCAUGCUAUGGCGGUCUGCAGUCAGGACGAGUUGGACCCACAUCACCGAGGCAUAGACAUCGAAAUAGUUGGAGGAGGUGCUAAACGCAGCCAAUCAUCCGUCGAGGUCACCCAGAGGACUCGCCCUCUCUCCCAAGUCACCCCCGUCUCUCCCUCAUCUCUACACCAGUCAACCCCAUCACCCAAAAUCAGAUCUGCCUCCACAUCUGUGAUGGAUGACAUGAGGGGGGGACGGAUUGGGGCGCAGCGCCAAGCCCAAAGGCUAGCCGGUGUCUAUGGCAACCGGUCACGCCGUCGGCCCAACCCCCAGCCACACCCGGAUGCCGCUCAGCAGCUGGUUCUUCUCUACCCAAACAGUCCUGCCUACCAGUAUCACCCCAUCCUCCCAACGUUCCCAUUAGCCGGUCCCUCGCCUCUCAACCGACACCCCUACUUGUCGGACUACGUUGCCGUUUCCUCACUGGAGCGUUUUCCGCAUGCAAGGAGACGGGAUUAUGUGACGAUGGAUGGCCUGUCGCGGCCACCUUUCUAUCCGUUAGGUCAUGAUUCACCUUCCCUCUCGCCAAUCAGGAGGAACCUCCGCCCCUCUGGCUCAGGUGGGCUGGGAUUGGCACGGGUGUAUCAACCAGGGAGCAAUGGAGCGAGGCACUUGGGUGUUGGACACACAGAGGCGGGGCAUUACAGCGAUGACUCCAACUUCCUCCCAGGGCUGCCUCGCCGGGUGGCUAGCCAACCAGAUGUCAAGUUUCACCUCUCAAGGAGUUCUAACCCCGCCUUUAACCCUGCCUCUGAGUUCCGUCCCCUUGGUUACUACCCCCACCUGACUCGCCCCUCCCGACCCACCUACCUCCCACUAAGCUCCUCCCCUCUGCCUGAUCGACCGACCUCGCUGUGCAUGAUCGGAGGCACCACAGGAAGCUACAGUGACUCAGACCCAGAGGUUUUCUAUCCGUAUUACUGCCCACCACCCCCGCUGGGGAAAGUGGUACGAUCGGCUGGACUUGCCAGGAUGAGGUUCUCCUCGGGGAGCCUCCAGCUGGACGAGGAGGAGGAAGGGGAGGAGGAAGAGGAGGAGGAGGCAGGAGCAGUGAAGGAGAAAGCAAAAAGGGAGUUAAAAGGGGAAGAAGAGAAGACAGAGAAGACAAAAGGAGGUGACGAGACUAAAGGUGCUGCAAAGAUCACUGAAGUCACACUGUAGAUAAAGACGACUACAAAGGUUCAUGAUGUGAUCACUCAAAAUUGGCAGGAUGGUUUUCGAAGAAAAAAAAAUCCACCACAGACUGUAAAAUAAAUAAUUUUAAUAAAUGUGAUGGGUUCAUAUGUACAAGGUGUACAGUUUUUGAUGUGCACUGUCAGAUGACGUACUGUUUAUGCCUUGUUUUUGCAAAAACCUCAGCUUCUGAAAACGAACACCGGCUGCUCUUUAGUCAUCACUUUUCUGGGUACAAGUUAGCAUAUUUUGAGGAUUGAAAUAUGUACCCUUCCUAGCUGACCAUCGAAGGUCAAUGACACUGUAUAGUGACUGAAUUGGUUGACAGUUUAUUACAAUUUUCAACUGGCCAUCAGUUUGAUUGGUUAUUGUACUAGAGCUGGGCUUUGUGUCUGUAUGAUGUGUAAGAUGACAUUAUGAAAACUGAGUCACCACAAGGUGAACAAACAGGUUACUUUCAGUCCAAAAGUUAUAGUCUGCUACAUUAGAUGUCUUGACUCAUGAUGACAGUCUCAAAUUGCGAUGUGUUGCUUAGGUGACUAGCUAACUCACAGUGCACAGUGCAUUUCGCUAACUUGAGCUAGCCAACUGUGUUCACAGUGAAUUUAGUCUCAUUUUCAUAUCUGACCAUCAGUUUGAUCAGUAAUUGUAAAAAUGCUGGGCAAAAUCUUUGUUUCUAUGGUGUGUAAAAUGUCAACAUCAUGAAAACUGAGUUACCACAAGGUGCAGAAAAAGGUUGCUUUUAGUCAAAAAGUUAUACUCCACUGUAGGCUAUUAUCUUUCUUGACCCAUGAAGGAAGUCUCAUCAAUUGCCGUGUGAAACCUGUUGCAACUACAGGGGGCUAGCUAACUCUGACACAGUGAAUUUAGCUAACGUAAGCUAGCUAACUCUGACACAGUGAAUUUAGUCUUAUUUUUGUAUCUGGCCAGUUCCAGUGGGUUGUGUUCUAGCCCUGGGCAAAAUUUUUGUUUCAUAUGUUGUAUUUGUUCUAGAACGGGAUCAUAGAACUAUGAUGUGUGAAAUGUCAACAUCAUGAAAACUGAGUUACCACAAGGUGCACAAAAACCAAUGGGAUAUGGUUUCCUUUAAUCAAAAAGUUGGAGUCCACUUUAGGCUAUUAGCUUUCUUGACUUAUGAUGGAAGUCCCAUAAACUGCAAUGUGAAGCCUGCUGCAGCUACAGGUGGCUAGCUAACUCUGACACAGUGAGUUUAGCUUACUUGGGCUAGUUAGCUCUGUUCAUGGUGAAUCAAAGAUCAUUUAUGAAACAGAAAUACUAGAAAACAUUCUUCACACUGGUGAUUGUUGAUGAGGCACUGUAGCCCGUUUCCACCAAACACUUUAGGCAAGUACAUUUGGAUCCAAAAGUUACCUUUCAAAUAUGGUACCUAGACCACAGGUCACCUUCCUCAAACAGUACUCACUGCUCCGUCCAGCACUCACUGUAUUUCCUCCUUUAUCACUCUGCAUCUGGUUUAUCGUCCACAGAACGAGGCUGCACGGUAAAAUUUUCAGAACAAAACAGAACAGGCUGCAGUGAGCGUCUCUCUCCGUGGGAUAUUUAAAAAAUAUGGUGUUUGUGCAUUUAGUCUUUCUCAGGUAAGCGCAGGGGCUUAGUGUUGCCGGAGCCCACAGAUUCUCUGAUUAGAAUAUAUGCUGUUCACAUAGUCCGAUCCAAAUUAAUAUAUAUUUUUAAAGCCUUGAAGAUUCACUCAUUAUUAAAGGGGUCUAUCAUCCAUGAAACAAUAAAAACUAAAGCAAUAAAGUUGUCAUAUCGGAAUUUAAGAUGUGCUGAUGGAUUCAUGUCGUCAACUCAUACAUUGAGUUCCACCUUAAAAGUUGCCGGGUUUUCCAACUUUUGGCACAACAUUUCUUGCUAGUGAGUGUUGCAGUAACAACUCAGAAAUAAGUUAGCAUUUUAGCACUCCCAGUUCCCUUGUUUUCAGGUCAAGGGGUUUUUUAAUGGUUGCUUGGUUAGAUGCCUGAAAUAAGAUCUGUGGUUAACACAAGCUAAAGGGACUUUACUGUUUUGUUCUAUGACAUAAAACACAUCAGUACCACUCCUGAAUUUCAAAGCUUCUGGGCGUCUAUAAAAAGGCAGCUAAAUGAGUCUACAAAACAUUGCGUUCAUUUGCCUCGAUUAUCUUGCAACUUUGCAAAAAAUAAGUCGGAUGCCACAGGAACGAAACUUUUCAAGACUUUAAUAUGACGUCUUGUCGGUGUCAUGCAUAAAACGUUGGGUAACUUUCUGAAUGCUGUAGCAGGGUAUCUUAUUUUAUAUGAAUGGUUCUUGUGAAUUCUGUAGAAAAAU
Epinephelus fuscoguttatus (brown-marbled grouper) is the source of this 4956-nucleotide messenger RNA. Its product is annotated as FERM domain-containing protein 7. The record is from RefSeq and is a predicted model, not a curated record. Lineage: Eukaryota; Metazoa; Chordata; Actinopteri; Perciformes; Serranidae. Gene Ontology annotation, molecular function: cytoskeletal protein binding; guanyl-nucleotide exchange factor activity. The transcript has 12 exons. Gene Ontology annotation, cellular component: cytoskeleton. Bases 289 to 2634 code for a protein of 781 amino acids.